Ostertagia ostertagi is the source of this 228-nucleotide messenger RNA. NCBI's taxonomy places the organism in Eukaryota, Metazoa, Nematoda, Chromadorea, Rhabditida, Trichostrongylidae. The record is from the annotation of a GenBank genome assembly.
ACUUCUUCUGCUGGCCUUGGACCGUAAUUCGUCGUUUGUUCGCCUACAAGAUCUGCCUGACGUUUUCCUCGCAGUGUCCGAAAAUCCCGUGGGCAAAGAAUUCAUGUUCAAUUUCCUCCUGGAACGGUGGGAGGACAUUCUCAAAAGCUUGCCAACGGAACACAGAGCGAUCGAGAAAGUAAUCAAAUACUGCAGCGCAGGCAUUCGAUCAGAGCAACAGAUAGAUCA